This is a messenger RNA of Castor canadensis (American beaver), 2331 nucleotides long. The record is from RefSeq and is a predicted model, not a curated record. NCBI's taxonomy places the organism in Eukaryota, Metazoa, Chordata, Mammalia, Rodentia, Castoridae.
AUGGUCCUGCCUGCCACCUUGGUCCAUGCUGCCAUUGCCACCAGAGGAUCCGGAUCUCCCUACUUCUUCCCCAGCCUGGGGCUGGCAGCCACUGGUCUGAACCCCAGUGGUCCAACCUGCCAAUACUCCUACCCUUGGGCUCCCGGGGGUCCGAGUCGGCUGGCUGCAAGGGGGUUGCGCUCCUCGGCCACCGCGCCCGGCCGCGGCCCGCGCUGCCCCUUCUCCCCCGACUGCUCAGUCCCCUCUACCCUCCGCCCACUCUGCCGUCCAUCCGCUGCCCCUCUGCCCUGCCCUUCCACUGCCCCUCUUCCCCUCCCCCGCCGCGUCCCCGCCUCGCAGUCCCCGCGCGGUGGCGGCCGCCCGAGCCACGUGUGCCCGCUCCCGGCAGGCGUGCGGGAAGCGCGGCCACGCCUGGCCUGGCCACCAUUUCCCGGGCGCCGCAGCGGCGCGGAUCGCGGGGCAGCGGUCUCUGCGCCCCGCGGGUGGGACCGACGGACGGACGGACGGAUGGACGGAGUGCGGCACGGCGGCACGAGCGCGGGCUCGGAGCGCGCGGCGCCGGCCCCCGGCGUGGUGCCCGCGCCCUGCGCCUCGAAGGUGGAGCUGCGGCUCAGCUGCCGGCACCUGCUGGACCGCGACCCGCUGACCAAGUCCGACCCCAGCGUGGUGCUGCUGCAGCAGGCGCACGGCGAGUGGGUGCAGGUGGACAGAACCGAGGUGGUGAAGAGCAGCUUGCACCCCGUGUUCUCCAAGGUCUUCACUAUUGAUUACUACUUUGAGGAGAUCCAGAAGCUGCGCUUCGAGGUGUAUGACACCCAUGGACCCAGUGGGCUCAGCUGCCAAGAUGAUGACUUCCUGGGGGGCAUGGAGUGCACAUUGGGGCAGAUUGUGGCCCAGAAGAAAAUGACGCGCGCACUGCUGCUGAAAUUUGGCAGGAAUGCUGGCAAGUCCACCAUCACGGUGAUAGCCGAGGACAUCUCUGGGAACAACGGCUACGUGGAACUCUCCUUCCAGGCCAGGAAGCUGGACGACAAGGACCUCUUCAGCAAGUCAGACCCUUUCCUGGAGCUGUACCGUGUCAAUGAUGAUGGCAGUGAGCAGCUGGUGUACAGGACAGAGGUGGUGAAGAAUAAUCUCAGCCCCGUGUGGGAGCCCUUCAAGGUGUCACUGAACUCCCUGUGCAGCUGCGAGGAGAUGCGGCCUCUGAAGUGCCUGGUCUGGGAUUACGACUCCCGAGGAAAGCAUGACUUCAUCGGGGAGUUCUCCACCACCUUCGCGGAGAUGCAGAAGGCCUUCGAAGAGGACCAGGCCCAGUGGGACUGUGUGAAUACCAAAUACAAGCAGAAGAAACGCAAUUACAAGAAUUCUGGGGUGGUGGUUCUGGCAGAUCUUGAAGGUGAGCUCCACAGGGUCCACUCCUUCCUGGACUAUAUCAUGGGUGGCUGCCAGAUCCACUGCACUGUGGCCAUUGACUUCACAGCUUCCAACGGUGACCCACGGAACAGCUGCUCUCUGCACCACAUUAACCCCUAUCAGCCCAACGAGUACCUGAGGGCACUGGUGGCUGUCGGUGAGGUCUGUCAAGACUACGACAGUGACAAGAGGUUUUCUGCUUUGGGGUUUGGAGCCAGGAUCCCUCCUAAGUAUGAGGUGUCCCAUGAUUUUGCCAUCAAUUUCAACCCUGAGGAUGAUGAGUGUGAAGGAAUCCAGGGUGUGGUGGAGGCCUACCAGAACUGCUUGCCCAAGGUCCAGCUCUAUGGUCCCACCAAUGUGGCACCCAUCAUCUCCAAGGUGGCUCGAAUGGCAGCAGCUGAGGAGCUCACGGGAGCGGCCUCUCAAUACUACAUCCUGCUGAUCCUCACGGACGGAGUGGUGACUGACAUGUCGGAUACUCGGGAGGCCAUUGUGCGCGCCUCCCACCUUCCCAUGUCCAUCAUCAUUGUGGGAGUGGGCAACGCUGACUUCACAGACAUGAAGAUCCUCGAUGGCGACGACGGUGCCCUGCGCUCGCCGCGGGGCGAGCCAGCUCUCCGAGACAUCGUGCAGUUCGUGCCUUUCCGUGAGCUCAAGAACGCCUCCCCUGCGGCGCUGGCCAAGUGUGUGCUGGCUGAGGUGCCCAAGCAGGUGGUGGAGUACUACAGUCACAAGCAGCUGCCCCCACGCAGCCUUGCAGCCCACGCAGGAGGGCCUGGCCCAGGCUCGGCCCCCCCAGACCCCACCCCUUGUCCUCCUGUGGUCCUGCUGCCCUGGAUCGGUGGCCUGGCCCCCAACGUAGAAGAUGAAGAAGUCAAGACCCUAUGGGAACCCAAAGCAGUGGUCCCCUGUGCUUGA